AUGGUAUGCUUUGGUAAGAAAAAUCAGGUUAUUAAUAUCGUUCUUCCUCCACAAGCAUCAGAAAGCCCCAUGCAGCUCCUUGAGGGUCGGAAGGUGGUGCGAGUCCAACUGGCAUGCCCCGCAGCACGCUUUUCCGCUUUUCACUCAAAAUAUUCCCGUGUCUCCGUCUCAUGUCCAUUUUCACUAAUAAAUCGUAAUGCUUCCGAUGUGGUCCACGGUCUGGACAAACUGCAUCGAAUUGGGCCAUUCCUUCAAAUACCCAAGUGGAAUGAUACGUGUGAGAAGAUCGUCACGCUCGUGGUCGGCCACCGCAAGAUCCACAUCGUGAAAGCGGUUUCUGACAUUCGGGCUGAUGCUAAUAGUGACUCGAUGUUAGAUGAUGGAAAGCCAAACGUGGAACAGUCCAAUACGAAGUGCUACAUCAAGUCCAUGGAGGGAUCCAGUCUCUAUGUCUUCAUGUGUGCUGCUUGGAGCCACCGUGUUUCAUCUUUACCUACAGAAUUUCCUGCAGCAGUAAACAGUCUCAGUGAAUUUCUACCUUUGGUGUUGUCGUAG
Echinococcus granulosus is the source of this 555-nucleotide messenger RNA. RefSeq names its product PIM1 peptidase (S16 family). Lineage: Eukaryota; Metazoa; Platyhelminthes; Cestoda; Cyclophyllidea; Taeniidae. The coding region runs from base 1 to 555 and encodes 184 amino acids. The transcript has 4 exons. The record is from RefSeq and is a predicted model, not a curated record.